This is a messenger RNA of Magnolia sinica, 991 nucleotides long. RefSeq lists its product as uncharacterized. The record is from RefSeq and is a predicted model, not a curated record. The transcript has 2 exons. Bases 1 to 753 code for a protein of 250 amino acids. Lineage: Eukaryota; Viridiplantae; Streptophyta; Magnoliopsida; Magnoliales; Magnoliaceae.
AUGUGUUGCUGGGGGCUGUGUAAAGAUAAUAAGAUCCAAAACCUUCCUUUCCCUCAGAACAAGAUCCUAAGGGUCCGCUACACCCAGCAAGAUGGCGAGAGCCGGACGGUGCACAGCGAUAAGGCCUACUUCAUCCCAGUUCUCAAUCACCCGUUGUCUUCCAAUCGGUACUAUGUUAUACGGGCAACUGGGAAAUACAAAGGGCGAAGCUCAUGGUGUCAAUCACUCUCUUCGCGCGACUUCCCAAUCUCACACAGACAUUCAACUAGCAUUGUAGUAGGAAAGUGGUACAUCCCUUUCAUGUUCAUUAAGGAAGUUGGUACUAGAUCAAAAGAUCAAAUGAAAAAGUCCAUGUUUUAUGAAAUGUAUCUUGAACAGAUGUGGGAUAAGAUCCACAUGUGUGAGAACCAUGGCACCGAACAGAAUGCGGUGGCAGUGAACACAACUGUGAGAAGGGAGACAGCAAAGGUCACCGGUCAGGAAGCCGCCACACGUGUGGUUGAUGGGAUGAUGUGGUUAAGUGGUCCACCUAGUGUGGGAUUGAGUAUGGCAGUUGUAAAUAGAAUGAAAUGGGAUGGGAAAGAGAGAGAUUUGAAGGUGGAGAGGGUGGAAGAGUUUGGAGGAGUGAAUGGAUGGAGGAAGUUUGGUUGUUAUAUGUUAGUGGAGAGGUUUGUUUUGAGAAGGAUGGAUGGGGGUUUGGUUCUAACAUAUGAUUUUAAUCACACUCAUCUAAUUCAAUCCAAAUGGGAGUAGUUUGGUUUAUAUUUGUUUCAUAUUUACUUCAGGACUCUCAAUUCCAUAAGUUUAUAUAUACUAGUGUGUUAAUGAUGUAAAUUUUAUAUGUAGGGUGGUAAGGGAUGUAUUGGAUUGUCUAAUCGGUUUGAUUUUUCAAUUUUGGGUCAUCUAUGUAUGGCCCACUUUUUUAUUUAAUCUGAUCCGUUGUUUCAGUGAUGGUUAGUUUGCAUGGUAGUUCUAGUAAAUCACCUGAGAA